Molecule: messenger RNA, 1416 nt
Organism: Phytophthora nicotianae INRA-310
Lineage: Eukaryota; Oomycota; Peronosporomycetes; Peronosporales; Peronosporaceae
Product: TKL protein kinase
Exons: 2
Coding region: 40-1416 (458 amino acids)
Biological process (GO): protein phosphorylation
Molecular function (GO): protein kinase activity; ATP binding
Source: RefSeq, a predicted model, not a curated record
CCAGAAAUACCACAACGAAGACGUUGUCACAGUCCCAAGAUGCGUCAUCUAGUCGUCGACUCUUUGGAUAUAGCGAUUGGAAUUAUCAGCACUGUGUCGCUAAGUCUCGGUUCUGCGGGUUUCGCUGUAUUGGUAGUACUUCGUUCUGUUCUUUCAAAGGAGACAGUGAGCGCUAUCGCUGGCGGGUGCCUUGCCGUCGCUGUCCUGAGUCGUAUAUCGUUAUUUUGUUUGAAUGGUAAUGUUGGCGGGAUUGUCCUGUGUGCUGUUGCACUGACCUCCUGCGUUAUCGCAAGCAUCUACUCGUUCCGUGAGCUCGAAUCCGAGUACGGCUACUUCUGGAAUGACAACGUCAACGACUCAGUUUCUGCUGCGCUUACCAUAAUCAUCGUAUUCACAGCUCUUGAACUCGGAAUUGCCACAAUCAUUUGGUGGAAACGAUCGAAGCAGACGAACGUAUUCAAACAUAAUAACUUGUCGUGCUUGGAAGAGGAACCAAUUGAUGAAAUAGAUGUACGAUAUCAACGACUCCAGACACCUAUUGAAGUCAACAAUGAUGUCCUCUCCAACCAAACUCGUACGACACAAGAUACGGCCUCUCGAGAGAAGCAUAAGCGUCACGGUAGCAAAGUGAAUCUUUGGGAUGACGAUGUGAUAACGACAGCGCGAAUUCCAAAAGACAAGAUUCUCAUGGAUAACCUGAUCAGUCAAGGAGGGUACGGGGAGGUGUACAAAGGAACUUUCAACGGACUCUCAGUCGCAGUUAAGAGGAUGUUGCCAGCACACCGCAAGAGCGUCGCCCACGUCAACAACUUCUUGGCUGAAGUCAAACUAAUGGCAUCACUUGACCACUCACGUAUUGUUCAAUUCGUGGGUGUCGCGUGGGAUGCGCUUAGUGAUGUUUGUGCCGUUAUUGAGUUCAUGGAUGGUGGGGAUUUGAGAGGACUGCUCACGUCGUAUCAUAAUCACCACCAUCCCGUUGGCUUCGACUGUGACAAAGUGAAGAUCGCUCUGCAUGUUGCGCACGCUCUCACAUAUCUCCAUUCCUUGAGUCCUGUAGUGAUCCAUCGCGAUCUCAAGUCGAGGAAUAUUCUACUCACAUCGGAUCUAGAUGCCAAGUUGACGGACUUCGGUGUGUCUCGCGAACGUGUAGACCAUACGAUGACGGCUGGAGUGGGUACGUCGUUGUGGAUGGCACCGGAAGUUCUCAUGGGAGAACGGUACGACGACAAGGCCGAUAUUUUCUCGUUCGGGGUGGUGUUGUCGGAACUGGAUCUGCAGGUUCUGCCUUACUCUCAUGCCACUGACAGCGAUGGAUCAGGCCACCGUAUGCGUGACUUGGCGAUUCUCCAGCGGAUGGCAAUGGGGAAGUUGCGUGUCCAGUUUUCUGCUGUACAGGCUACAGACAAUUCAACGUGA